Folsomia candida is the source of this 1432-nucleotide messenger RNA. RefSeq names its product dnaJ homolog subfamily C member 17. Gene Ontology annotation, molecular function: RNA binding. Gene Ontology annotation, cellular component: spliceosomal complex. The transcript has 2 exons. The coding region runs from base 189 to 1148 and encodes 319 amino acids. NCBI's taxonomy places the organism in Eukaryota, Metazoa, Arthropoda, Collembola, Entomobryomorpha, Isotomidae. The record is from RefSeq and is a predicted model, not a curated record. Gene Ontology annotation, biological process: spliceosomal complex disassembly.
UUGAUUUCAAUUAAAUUCGUUCGUAGAUUUUUGUGCAGUUUGUGAUUCGUAAAUUCGUCGUACGUUUGUACUUUGCUGAAAAUUUAUAUGCCAGAAUAUUUUCUUUUAGCGUUUAGACACAAUACUCUACUCCACAUCUGCUGGGUUGAUUGAGCAGUGAACAGUCACCUCUAUUGGACAGUAAAAUAAUGUCGAAUACAAAGAAAUCCAAAAUCUGGAGAGAGGAUCUGUACAAACUGCUUGAGGUUGCCGAUACAGCCACAGAAUCAGAACUAAAGAGUGCUUACCGAAAGAAAGCCCUGAAAUGUCACCCGGACAAAAAUCCCGACAACCCCAAAGCUGCCGAGCUGUUUAUGGAAUUGUCCUCCGCCCUCGAAAUCCUGAUUGAUGUCAAAGCCCGAGAAGCAUACGACAAGACAAGGAAGGCGAAACAGGUGAACGAAGCAAGAAUCAAGAAAUUAGACUCUAAGAGGAGAAAAUUCAAGGAAGACUUGGAACGAAGAGAAAAAGAAGCAAAGGAAUCUGCAGAAGCUGCCAAAUCCGCAAGUUUUGAGAGUAAUUCCCAAGCCUUGGACGAAGAACUGUUGAAGAAAGAAAUUGACCGGCUCAAAAAAGAAGGAUCACGAGCACUAAGGGAAGAGCAAGAGUUGAUCCGACAACAGAUUAUAAAAGAGCAGCAGGACAAAAUGACGCUUCUCCAUGUUCACGCUAUUGAUAACGAAGGACAAAAAGUUAGACCAAAGCUAAAAGUAAAAUGGUCUUCAUCUGUCAUGAUAGAUGAGGCGAAAUUGAAGAAUAUUUUUCAAAAGUACGGUGAAGUGACGAAUAUUAUAGUUAUUAAGAGAUCAGCUUUAGUGGAAUUUGUAAAUGGAGACGUAGCGACGAAAGCUUUUGAAUCUGAAUCUGUUAAGGAAGAAUAUCAAUGGAAGUUUGAGUGGGUUUGCAAACCUUCGCCUACUGGAAGUAGUAGUAACAGCAAUUAUUUUACAAAGCCGUCGCCAACUAUUAGAGCAUCUCCUCAGCUGCCGUCCUCGAGUUUUCCUACUCCUCCCUCUGGACCAACGUCCGAAACAUCGUUUGCUGAUUUUGAAGCUAUGAUACUUGGGAAGUUGUCGACCGCUGCUAAAGAUCAGAAUAAUACUUCGUAGUAAAAUUACAAAAAAAAGUGAUCAUUUUGUAUCUGAAAAUUUGUGAAAAUAAUCAUUCUAUUUAUUCUGUUGAUGGAGGGCAAAAGCUUGAGUCAAAUAAGUUUCCCAAAAUGACAGUGCAUUGUUGUAGUUUUUCACGUUACAACUAAUUAUUAUUACUAUUAUUUUUUAUCGGCCUCCUUUCUAGGCGAACUACCAACGGCAUCUUCGAUUGAAUCAAAUCCAUUUGAUCUAUAAUAAGAACAAAAUAAAUAAUACAACAGGUUAUUCACUGAGCUUUGCUA